AUGAGCGAGCGUGACGUGAACCCGAAGACUGCGGUAUCCUCGGCUGCCUGUCCUGCUGUGCGCACCUCGCGGGAAUUGGAGGAACAGGAAAGGGAACAGCUUCGGAAGGCACUCUACUCUGAUCUACUGGACUACGAGACUACAGCCUUGAAGGAGGAGCUAACGGCGGAGGACACGAUACGCCAGGCGAGGGAGGCACGCGAAGAGUUUACUCGGGCGACGAUGCGUCCAAUGAAUGAGAAACUAGAGGAGUUUCGUGGUCUCGUGCGUAUUUUGUCUAGGGCGGAGCACAAACAUGUGUCUCAGGUGUUUAUUAUCACAACGGCAGCCAUGUUUACAGUUCCUAUCCUUGUGCUGCUCUUUGGUAUGCACUUCGUGGCGCCGUAUCUGGACGUUGAUUCAGGUGUCUGUGGUGGGUUUUUGGCAUUAGGCUCCACCAUCGCUAUCAUGACAACGUACGUCACGUACGCCUUUUGGGAACCUGACCCGGUUCCAACUGCGGCGGGACCGAGCGAUGGGGACAAGAAGCGGCAGUAG
Trypanosoma conorhini is the source of this 537-nucleotide messenger RNA. RefSeq lists its product as uncharacterized. Bases 1 to 537 code for a protein of 178 amino acids. The record is from RefSeq and is a predicted model, not a curated record. NCBI's taxonomy places the organism in Eukaryota, Euglenozoa, Kinetoplastea, Trypanosomatida, Trypanosomatidae. The transcript has a single exon.